AGUGGCGAAAACAACGUAGCAUCUCCGUGUAUCGUGCGGCGUCGUUUCUUCUUGACUUUUUUUGUUUGGCCGUCCGGUGCUGGUUUGAGGAGCGGGGUUUUAUUUUUGAUCAUCCCUCUCUUUUCUAUGGUUGUGUUUGUUCUCUUUCUCGUGCUACUCACACAGGCCUUUUAUUGAUCCCUCUCUCUCUUACUGUUAAUAUUAUUAUUAUUAUUAUUAUUAUUAUUAUUAUUCGUAUUUCUAUCAUCAUCAUCAUCGACUGACUUCGUCUCCUUUUCUUUUCUCUGUGUUUCUCAGAUGCUGGAGAUCUCGAGUCUGGGGCAGCUGCUGUCUCUGGUGCAGCGCAGCGAUGCCGUCACCGUCGUUGAUUUUUACGCGGACUGGUGCGGGCCCUGUCAGCAAAUCAAACCGCAGUUCGAGCAGAUGGCCCGCUAUUACGACGCGAAUAAAGUCACCUUUGCCAAGUGCAACGUGGACCGCAACCGCGACUGCGCCAGUCGGUACGGUGUGUCGUCCAUCCCCACCUUUAUCGUCUUCCACGCGAACGAGCGUAUUACGACGGUGACCGGCGGCGAUCUGGGCACCGUGCAGCGGAACAUCGACCUUGCGUUGGGCCUCAUCCCCACAAACGCACCAUCUGCGCCGCCGUCUGCCGGAAACGGCAAUGGCAGUGCACGCAGUAGUGGGGAGGUGCAGGAUCCGUUUGCGGAGCAGAUGCUGCGUGUUGUGGAGGCCAGGAACAAGAAAAACCCGAUUUUGGAGAAGGACAGCUGCGAUGCCGCCUACGCGCUGCUCAAGGCGAAGGCGCCGUACGGUAUUUUGCUGCUGCCCUACCUCGCCUCUGACGCCUUCUCCGCGGUGGCGUUGGAGGCCCUCUUUGCGAACAUAGCCACCCGCCCACCGCCGGAGCGGAGCGACAAGGAGCAGCUGAUCAACCAGGUCCUGUGCCACGUCAUGCAGCUCGCCACCUAUCUUUCCUGGGAGGACAUGAGUGUGGUUGAGCAGCUGCACCGCGUCCUCCUCGCACUCAUCAGCUGCCCCAGCGCUCAAACCGCCUUCAUCUCCAGUCCGAUUUUCACCAGCGUGUUUGUCACGACGGGCACGCAGCUGGAGCGCACAACGCUGCUGGGCGUGCUCUUUAGCCUGAGCCCGAAGCCACUGAGCGAGCCGGUCCUCCCUGGCAGAGAGUGGCAGGACGUCCUGGCUCAGUUCCCCCCGCAGCAGCAGGAUCAGCACUCCCAAACAGUGUACGGCAUCCAGCAGCGUGUGGAGACGCUUGCGAAGAUGAACGUGCGGCUUGUGCAGGCGCUGCUGCGGUCCAAGACGACCCGCGACGCCACGCUGCGCUACCUCGGCAGGGCCCUGCAGCUGAAUGAGGAUUAUCUCAAGACAAUGCACCACAACAGCCCCAUCUGCUCCCGGUACUUCAUGAUCCAGCUGCAGUCGGUCCUGCUCGAGCUGGCCCUCCCCAUCUUCCAGGUCCGCGGCAGCAAGGAGGGCGAUGGGGGCCGGUACGACUAUCGCCAAAUCCCCGCCUACUACUUACUCGAUCGCCUCUACGGCCCGCACGGAGCCGUCGUCUCUUUCGGACACGACGUGGAGCGGGUGACGCACUUCGAUGAGACAAACCCGCUGCCGAGUGUCCCAGUGAGCAACACCGCACCGUACAAGCCCGCCGCGCACCUCUUCUUCCUCGCCGCGCGCGUGCUGACGCUGUGUGCGGCGGUCUUCGUCGACGAGCACGACCGCGACGAACGGCAGGCGACGCACCCGCAGGCCCCGCUGACGCAGCGGAACUUCUACACGGCGGAGAAGCUGCUGCUGGAGGGUCUGAUGGGCUCCAACGAGCUUGGGGUGAGCCGGCUGGAGUUCGUGAACCACCUCGCCCACUGGCUGCUGCAGGUGAUGCAGGUGGACGGCAACGGCGCGCUGCCGACGAACCCGCCGCUGGAGUGGUGCUACCUCCCGCAGUGCCUGGUGGACUGCGUCAUCCGCACGACGAAGAUGGCGCCGGUGGACGGCCUCUUCUCGGAUGGCAUGAUCUCCCUCAUGUUGGUCCUGAUGGGCAACACAACGUACUUCCCGAAGCCGCACACCCACGCCCUCUUCCCAGCCUAUCUGCUGCGCCUGCAGGAGAACUACACGACGCGGAAGGUGCUAGAGCAGCACCCAUGGUUUAGCACCCACAUUGUGCGCUCCUGCAUGGAGUGCUACAUCACCGUGGAGAAGUCGACCUAUGAACGGGUGGAGGUGCGCUACGAGCUCUCCUACGCCAUUAAAAACUUUCUCAAGUCCGACCUACUAUGUGAGCCGGUGCGGGAGGAGAUGGAGUCGCAGGCCAACAACACAAUGCUUGAGCGCUUCUCGCACAUGGCGGUGGCGGAGGUGAACGAGGCGGUGGAUCAGGUGAUCGACACUCUCACAAAGAUGAACGAGAUGAUGAAGGCGGGUGCCGACACGUCGGAGAACGCGGUCGCGGCGAGCUCGCGCGGUGCGACAGCCGCUGGUCCAUCUAUGGAUGGAGGGCAGCAGCCACCGCCACCACAGCAGCAGCAGCCAGGUCGGCGCCGGCGUCAGCCCGCGAACAGCAACGAGGAGGCUGACGGGUCGGAAGGCGAUGAGGAAGAGGAGGAAAACGCGGACGGCGCGCAGACGUACCACCAGCGUGGCAUGGGCCUCCGUUCGAACCUGAUGCUCUUCACCGCGUCGAUGGACAUGUUCAUUGAGCUCUCCCUCCAGUUCCCGAAGGGUGUCUCGCAGAACAUGGUGGCGGGGCAGAUCAGCGAGAUGCUGGCGCGCAGUUUGAUGGCCUUCGCUGGGCCAAACAGCAGAAACUUGCGAAUCCAAAACGCCGACAGCUACAACUUCCGCCCACGCGAGGUGUUGAUGCGGCUGGUGGACUGCUUCACGCACUUCCGCCGCUCCAAGAACUUUCUGCGUUGCCUCUGCCACUGCAGCAUCCCACUGGUUGACAUCCGCGGCGUGAUGCGCACCAUCGUGGACCGCCAGCUCGUCUCAGAGGAUUUGCUGUGGAAGGUCUCGGAGAUGGCCUCGGCGCUCACCUCCGUGUCGAAGGAGGUGGAUAAUGAGGAGGCCAUCUGGGACGAUGCACCCGACUUCGCCGUGGACGCGUUGCUCUCUACGCCGCUGCUGCAGCCCGUUGCUCUGCCGGCGGAGGUGAAGGACUUGGCGGACUUGGUCUACGUAAACAAGGAGACGCUGCACCACCUGCUGCUGUCGGAGAGCAAGCACCCCUUCACGAAUGAGCCGCUGACGGAGACGAUGGUGGAGGAGUUCAACAAACGCCCAGAUGUGGCGGCCGCGGUGGAGGAGCGCCGGGUAGCCAUUCAGAAGUGGCUCGACGAAGCGAAGGCAGCGAAGGCGUAG
Messenger RNA from Leptomonas pyrrhocoris, 3387 nucleotides. RefSeq names its product putative ubiquitin fusion degradation protein 2 putativeubiquitin conjugation factor E4 B. Bases 298 to 3387 code for a protein of 1029 amino acids. Gene Ontology annotation, cellular component: ubiquitin ligase complex; cytoplasm; nucleus. NCBI's taxonomy places the organism in Eukaryota, Euglenozoa, Kinetoplastea, Trypanosomatida, Trypanosomatidae. Gene Ontology annotation, biological process: protein polyubiquitination. The record is from RefSeq and is a predicted model, not a curated record. Gene Ontology annotation, molecular function: ubiquitin-ubiquitin ligase activity. The transcript has a single exon.